AAUUAAAAUUAAAUGCUUCAUGUGAGCAAGUAAUACGCAAUGAGCAAGAAGCGGCACAGUAGUAGGCUGAUAUCCUUGAAUAUUGAUGAUGGGUUUUUUUCUGGGAAAAAGACGGUGUUCAGCAACAUGUGCUAAAGCAUAUUAUCCGGCCCUCCCUCCGCAAUGCAGGAAACAUUGUUGUAUCAGUUACAUUUCUUUAGCCAAACCAUGAAAAGGUACGUACCAGUUUACCCUGUUAAUGGAAUAUGCGUUCUGCCUAAAGAGAUUUAUUAUUCAUGGUUACAAGCCCCAAAGCAUUGACCAACAUUAAUUAUGUCUGAUAAAGUACUUGACAUGAAGAAUCCAGCAUGUUCCUUGCUCUGAAUUUAGCUAAACGGUGUAAUAGAUCUCAAACUUUGAUUACUUUUCUGGGGUAAAAGAAAAACAAAAUACUAAUUAAGAAAUACCAGUCGUAGAAGUCCGUGUAUAUAUUGGAUGUAAGGUUAAUUCUCAGCUAGCUAGCUACUAGUAUCUUUAGGCCUUUAGACAGAGAAGCUAUGGUGGGAUUUAACAGCAAAAUGUUUUUGAUUAUUCUGCUGGUUUUUGUGUAUAGUGCAGCAGAAAUAUUUGCAGCUACUGUAACCUGCCGCAAAGGACCAUGUUUUCUGAAGAAAAUAAGUUGCCCUGCCGAGUGUCCACAGACGACUUCGUACGAACCAAAAGCAAAAGUAUGCUAUUUGAACUGUAAUUCACCCGUUUGCAAGCCUGAAUGCAGACACCGAAAACCCAAUUGCAAUUCACCUGGAGCAGCGUGCUAUGAUCCUCGCUUCAUAGGCGGAGAUGGCAUUGUGUUUUACUUCCAUGGCAAGAGCAAUGAACAUUUCAGCUUAGUGUCUGAUUCCAGCCUGCAAAUCAAUGCUCGCUUCAUUGGCCUUCGUCCAGCUGGCAGAACCAGGGACUUUACUUGGAUUCAAGCCCUUGGUAUCCUCUUUGAUACGUGCACAUUCUCUCUCGAGGCUAAAAAAGUAGAAAAAUGGGAUAAUGAGGUUGAUCAUCUAAGGUUCACCCACAAUGGGAAAGAACUAGUCGUUCCCGAAGGCCAAUUAUCUUCAUGGCAAUCACCAGAAAACAAUAUUAGAGUUGAGAGAACAUCAAGCAAGAAUAGUGUACUAGUCACUCUUCCAGACAUAGCAGAGAUAUCGAUCAACGUUGUGCCUGUAACUAAAGAAGAUGAUAGGAUUCACAGCUAUCAGAUACCUUCUGAUGACUGUUUUGCUCACUUAGAGGUGCAGUUCAAGUUCUAUGGCUUAUCACCUAAAGUUGAAGGGGUGCUAGGAAGGACAUACCAGCCUGAUUUUGAGAACCCAGCAAAACCAGGAGUAGCAAUGCCAGUUGUGGGAGGUGAAGACAAGUAUAGAACAAGUUCUUUGCUCUCUGCUGACUGUGGAUCUUGUAUGUUCUCUUCAGCUGGAUCCUUGGACCAGGAGGAUCCAUUGGUGAUGGAUUUUAGCAUGCUUGAUUGCGCUGGUGGUUACAGCAGCGGACAUGGAAUAGUUUGCAAGAAAUAAGGGUCAAAGUUAUUGUCAUCUGCUCUGAGAAUAUUGGAAAGUUCUUUUUGUCAUUGAAUAAUUAAAUAGUUUAGCAUUUGAGUUGAGAAAGUUGGCUUCA
Molecule: messenger RNA, 1647 nt
Organism: Ricinus communis (castor bean)
Lineage: Eukaryota; Viridiplantae; Streptophyta; Magnoliopsida; Malpighiales; Euphorbiaceae
Exons: 2
Coding region: 537-1547 (336 amino acids)
Source: RefSeq, a predicted model, not a curated record